AUGCCUUCCGAAGAGACAAAAGAGAGAAUUAUCAAGGCCAUUGACUUCGGACGAACGGUUAUUCACUAUGGCUGGAUUCCUUUGAUCAUCUACAUUGGCUACACACGGAGUAACCCACAGCCUUCUUUGAUCAAGCUGAUCAGCCCCCUCGCAUAA
Molecule: messenger RNA, 156 nt
Organism: Sparassis crispa
Lineage: Eukaryota; Fungi; Basidiomycota; Agaricomycetes; Polyporales; Sparassidaceae
Product: Mitochondrial import receptor subunit tom7
Exons: 4
Coding region: 1-156 (51 amino acids)
Biological process (GO): protein insertion into mitochondrial outer membrane; protein import into mitochondrial matrix
Cellular component (GO): mitochondrial outer membrane translocase complex; mitochondrial outer membrane
Source: RefSeq, a predicted model, not a curated record